Messenger RNA from Canariomyces notabilis, 1285 nucleotides. RefSeq lists its product as uncharacterized. NCBI's taxonomy places the organism in Eukaryota, Fungi, Ascomycota, Sordariomycetes, Sordariales, Chaetomiaceae. The coding region runs from base 199 to 891 and encodes 230 amino acids. The record is from RefSeq and is a predicted model, not a curated record. The transcript is spliced from 2 exons.
AGCUCCUUUCUGUUCUUGGGUUCAGUUCAAGUUGGCGUGCCCCAAGACCCAAUCCCUCGGAGCACUGGUCUGGUUUCGUGAGCCGACAAGGGCUUAACUUUGGUUCCAGGCCCGCCCCAGCCAGCCUCUGUUUCCUGGUCGCCACGAAGGAAGAAAGUCGAGGAAAUCUCCUGAGCCGCCUCGGGUCAUUCCCACCACAUGGCUUGUUUGGUGCAACUGGGGCAUUCGGUGACGAGGAGGAGGUUCAAUCAGCCUCUUUAUACAGUGUACGGUAGAUACACGUAUUUGGUAGCCAGUGAGGCGUUCGAAGUUGCACUUCACCAUGUCUCAUCUGGACCCUGUCUACCUUACAUACCCGGCCGACGAGAGGUCCACAUGCAUCUUUUCUGCCUCUGCAAGGGGCCCCGGUCAGUUCGAUUGAUUGCUGAUGGUUCGUCUUCGAAAAGUGGAGCAAAUUCUAUGAUCAAUCACGGCACCCAGGCGAGCCAGGUUGACCAAGCCGCUGCUCUGACCUCCUGGCUUUGCGACUUGUAUCCGUAUCGUUCAACACAAUCCUCCAAGCCGCAUUGUUCUUUUUUUCCCUUUCUCGAUCUCGAGUCUCGGGCGCCCUUGGCUUUGCCCAUCCUCGCUGUUGUCCUCGACGCUCUUUCUCAGACUUUCCUUUCCUUCCUCAGGGCCCCGGACACACUAACAACGCGCCUUCCUUCUCUUCUCCAAGAGCACAGUCCUCCACGCUCUGAAAUAACCUUAUUCCCCUUGCGACGCGAUAUUUUGGUUCUGUUCUGCCUGCAGCGAUUCGCAGCUUCUUUUGUUGCCUUCUUCAAGUUCUGUACGAGGUAUGCAACGUCUCUCUUGUGGUUUUCGCAAUCAGGUCACUUAUUUAUUAACUAAGUUGUAUGACAGCUCUGGAUUGCUCGACUCAGGUAGGAAUCCUACCUGAGCUUCACAUAGUCGCCACCAUCACAAGCAGCCCGUUCGUCUCAUAUUUGCUUCUGAGCUCCACUCCCUCGUGGCAGCCGGGACGUUAAGAGCUCGCAGCUGCUCAGGAAUACUGGCCUAGUCCUUGCCGCGAUUCGUCGCGUUGUCAAGCGGCCACUGUGCGCCUCCCACUACCUUUGCAGCAAGCUGAUGGCUAUUGUGCCUUGCUGUUAUAAGUAUUGGCGAGACUUAGCCAAGGGGUUCUCGUUUCUUAAUGCGCAUGCUAUAGCAUCAACCUCUUCGCAAAAUAGGGGUUCCAGUUAUGCUAAUUGGCCAAUGACGACGCAGAAUUAGCAAUCCCACACGC